Messenger RNA from Lytechinus variegatus (green sea urchin), 3535 nucleotides. RefSeq names its product F-box only protein 32-like. The transcript is spliced from 9 exons. NCBI's taxonomy places the organism in Eukaryota, Metazoa, Echinodermata, Echinoidea, Temnopleuroida, Toxopneustidae. Gene Ontology annotation, molecular function: protein binding. The record is from RefSeq and is a predicted model, not a curated record. The coding region runs from base 389 to 1402 and encodes 337 amino acids. Gene Ontology annotation, cellular component: nucleus; cytoplasm; SCF ubiquitin ligase complex. Gene Ontology annotation, biological process: protein ubiquitination.
UUUCAGUUGUGAUCUAGACGUUAAGGCUUAAACCAGCAUAUCACUCGUCGCUUUAGUCGUGGAUAGUAUGCACAGAUCGACUCCAGAGUGGAAACUGGUCAAAAUUGUAUAAAAAAAUAAUAUUUCAUAUAUAUCGUUUAGUGGUAUGCCUACGGGUUAACUGACUUUGCACGUACAACAGGUUGCUGGAUUGCAUGCACUGAGUUUUAUUAAUUGGGCCACAUAAUGUAUCACUCUGGAGAGAGCCUCUCCAUUUGAUUACUUUAAUUCUACAGCGUAUUUAUAUAAAAACUUAGAUUAUUAAAAUCAAGCUUUACAAAGAUUUCAUCGUGAAGUAGCUAAAAGACUGGAUAUUCGGUGCUCGGAUUUUUAUUUGAAUGAAUGCAAAAUGAUAGGAGGACGCAAGGUUAUGCUUCUUGUAAAGAACUGGCAGCUGGCCUCGGAGGUGGAUCACUCCGCCAAAGAAUGGGAUGCCAGCCAAGAUGGUGAUCUUACAGCUUCACCUUUCUGGAAGAGCACCAAGCGACCAACAUUCAGAAAGCUUUCUCAGUAUGUCUUUCUACCCAAAGGAGCAGGCAGAGAGAGAUCUCAAUACUUCACGAUUGGUGAGAUACUGUUAAAGCUUGACUUCUGUUCAGCCCUCCAUCAACUCAGUAGAUUCCAGUAUGUUUGCAGGUUUGUGGAAUUAGUCAUCCAGAACCACUAUUCAUCCCUCAGCGGAUCGGCUAUGAAAUCUCUCUUUGGCAUUGUAGAAGAAGCCGUCAAUGUUGCCAUUGAGACCAAGUACAAUGUCAACCAGGUCAGGUCUAUCAUCAAAACCCUCAUCAAAGCUCUCCAGAUCAACACAAAGAGUUACAUCGGCGGCAAGGCUGGUUGGAACUGCCACUACCAUAUCGCCCAUGUCUGGCUGAAUCAGCUUAAUAAUGUCCAGUAUGAAGAGAGACAAGAUGACGGCAAGCCAGUCCUGACCGAUCUCCCCAACGAGUGCUUGAGGCAGAUCUUCAGGACGAUGCAAGACCAUUGUGACAUCACACACACAGGGGAAGCCAAUAAGCUCCUGCACGGGUUUUCCAAUGAAUGGAACCUAUGGAGAGACUUCUGCAGAUUCCACUUUUCAGAGGCGCAUUUGGCAGCAGCCGUCCCGAAGAACAAACCGGACUACGAGAUCGACUGGAAGAAGAUUUACAAGAAACUGAGGACGAGGCAUGGCUUGAACGAAGUGUUCGCCGAUCAGCUUCAGCUCUGCUGCCACUGCUAUUGCCUAUUUUGGGGGGGCGGGUCUCAUCCCUGCUCUAUCGACAUUCCCCUGGAGAGGGGGGAGAGGGCGCCAGAGCAUCGGAUGGCACGCAGCCGAGGGAUCUCCCCCAGACAGCUCUCGGAUAUGUUUCCCCUGCCGAGGUAGAGCAUAGGCGGUGGCUCGUCAACAUGCACCUUGUCCAUCAUGCUUUAACCUGUUGGAGACUUAAUGGUUUUGCUAUAACUCGUCAUUUCCAUAGACUCCAACCCCGAAAUAUACAGGCUCAUUCUCCUAUGGGGUAAUACAAGAAGAGAGAGAUGCAACCAUUUUAAUCUUGCCAGUCCCUUGGAUAGGAUGUUAAAUCAAUAAAACUGAGAAGAGACUCACUACAACGCAUGUUUCCAUGCUAAGAACCAGCUGCAAUUUUUGUGCUAGAGGAGGAAACUCUGCUGAAAUGUUUUACCUGCACCUUCAUAACCGGGAGGGGGUUGCACGAAGCAGGAAAUGAUUUUCACUGACAAAAAUUAUUCUCACUCAAUCACAGACUAUUUGUUUUAUGAAAUGGUCCCCAGGAGAGAACUGAGGGCUUUCAUGAAAGUUGUCAGCAACAACAAGUUGUCAUUUUCCGAUGGCGCUGGCUACCACAGAAAUGGUCAAUUACACCAGUUUCUCUGGCAAUAAAAUAUACAAAGAAUAUAAAAUUAGAUAUGAAAACUUGUCAACAAAUGUUUAUGAAACACCACUGGAGUUUUCAUGGGGUCAGACUUUGUACAAAUGCACUGUAACUUUUGCAGCUAAACUUAUUGGUAACGUGUUUCACAAUUUGCUCAUUACUAGAAUAGAUAUCACAUUUGACACUCGAAGAGCAGUAGCAUUGAAAAACGAGACAAAUUGAGGAAUAAUACAUUCAAAGUUCACAAACAAAAUAAAAUGACCUUCAAAUUCUUGAACACACCCUUUAUUAGCAGUAGCAGGAUUUAUCCUUUUUACUAUCCCUUAGCCACAAAUAAUGCUGAUAUACUUUAAAUAAUGAAGCAAUAACUUAAAAAGGGACUUAAAAAAAGGGAAGAUGAACUUGGCGCAAGCCUUGAACAAAUGGAAUACAAUACUUAUUGUUUUGUUGCUUUGAUAUAAGUAAGUCUUUACCAAGAAACAAAAAGGGGAAAAAAACUUAAGGUGACAGGUGGGUCUGUCAAGGUGGUUGUCCAUAAAAAUAACUUUUCAAACAGCUAUUGCAAAAUUGCAUGGAUUUGCUGAAUCUGAUAAAUACAGGGCAUGUACAUGUAUGCAUGCCCCUUUGUUCUUCACAAUCUCUUGCUGCAUUUUUUUUUUCUUAUUUAGAGCUUUUGUCUUGUAACAUUUUACUUUGUCAUAAUACAUUUGACCCUGUAAAACAAACAUAAUUAUCUAGUGUAACAUUUGUAAAUAAGAGUUUUGUAUAUCUGCACAUAUUUAAUACAAGAGAUGUAUAUAGGUAUCCAUUUUAAUGCUGAAAGGUGUGUGACACUGCAUGUUAUUAUCGUUGUGGGUUUAGCAAUAGGCAGUAGAAUUUCAUACAACUUUGUGAAAGAAUGUUACAUGUACAUAUCAGAUGUAUAUCCAUGAAAAUGUGAUGUUUGUUACAACUGAGAAAAUGGAUUGUUGAAAUGAUUUAUCAAUCAUAAUUCAAAUUCAUACUGAUAAGCUUUGAAAAUGUACAUUUAUCAACUAUAAAAAGUUUAAAUAUCAAUUUCAUAUCAAAAUCAUAUUAAGUACUUAUUUCUUCAGUGCGAAAUUUCCAGCUUGGACAAUCAUUCAUAUAAGCUGAACAGUAGAGUAAAUAGCAAAGCAAACAUGACAGGAAGUCUCAUGUGCCUAUUUUUGUGUAUAAUAAUAUUUUACUUGUUAUAACUAGGAAGUAUCUGAUCACUUCAAUAAUAGUUUCUUUCACUCUGCGACGAGUUGGGUCUCAGAAGUCAUGUCUGAAUGUCUGUGUAUGUAUACAUAAUACAGAGUCCAGUACACGAUCUACUGUAUAACUCUAAGAGGACAGGGCUACUCUGGAGGUAUUGGGUAAUGAGUGCCAAAAUGCCCCCCCCCCAAGCUUCCUACGAAUCUUGUUUAAAUUAUUUCCGAGAAUAACAAUCUUUCAUGUAAUAUGAAUUAAUUUUGUAACUUUCACAUGGAACAAUACUGACCAUCCAAUUUCACUUUUUUCAGUUUUUAAUCAUUUGGAUCAUAAAGCUCAGGGGCCGAUUGCACGAAAGGGUCUUUCCAAGGACCAUCUUUCGUGUCGCCCAUCUUUUAUGAUACGCUAUA